Molecule: messenger RNA, 195 nt
Organism: Fusarium vanettenii 77-13-4
Lineage: Eukaryota; Fungi; Ascomycota; Sordariomycetes; Hypocreales; Nectriaceae
Exons: 1
Biological process (GO): DNA-templated transcription
Cellular component (GO): RNA polymerase III complex; RNA polymerase I complex; RNA polymerase II, core complex
Molecular function (GO): zinc ion binding; DNA binding; DNA-directed RNA polymerase activity
Source: RefSeq, a predicted model, not a curated record
CGCGAAGAAUACCAGGUUCCUACCUCUGGCUCCGCUCAGCGCGGAGGUACCCGCGAGACGCACGAGACACGCUCUGUCAUGACAUAUCUCUGUGGUGACUGUGGUGGUAGCGUCACUCUCGGCAAGGACGCUCUCGUCGCGUGCCCGCACUGCGCUGGCCGUGUUCUCUACAAGGAGCGCACCAAGCGGCAAGUU